This is a messenger RNA of Rubroshorea leprosula, 1363 nucleotides long. NCBI's taxonomy places the organism in Eukaryota, Viridiplantae, Streptophyta, Magnoliopsida, Malvales, Dipterocarpaceae. The record is from the annotation of a GenBank genome assembly.
CAAAAAAUUCACUUUUAAAUAUGCUACAUUUUUUAUGGGGAGGGGAGGGAGAGGGGAAGAAAAUUAAUUGGGUUAGUUGGGAGAGGGUAUGUAGAUCAAAGGAGGAGGGAGGUUUAGGAGUAAAAGACUUGAAGAAGUUUAAUGUGGCAUUGAUGGGAAAAUGGUUGAGUAGGUUGGCAAAUAUGGAAGAGGGCUUGUGGAAGAGUGUCAUUGUAGGAAAAUAUGGAGCAGAAGGGGGACACUGGCUGGAUUGGGUACGUGAUGGCAGGAACAUAGGAUCGCUAUGGUGGAGAGAUGUCCGAAGACUCAAGGCCGGGGAGGGAGUGAAUGCGAGAUGGUUGUGGGAGGAUUUUAAGCUGAAGAUAGGGGAAGGGAGAGGUGUUAAAUUCUGGUGGGAUUCAUGGUGUGGGGAGGAGUGUCUAGCUAACAAAUUUCCAAGACUGUAUUUAUUGUCAACAGGGAAAGGAAAAGAAUGUCAUGAAAUGGGUAAUGCGGAGAGGGCCACAUGGAAAUGGCAUUUAACAUGGAGACGGAAGUUGUUUGAAUGGGAAGAAGAAGCAGCUCGAGAACUCAAAGGGAUGAUUGAAGAAGUGAAGAUCACACCAGGCUGCCCAAAUAGAUGGAAAUGGUGUCAUAGCAAGGAAGGCCAAUAUUUAACAAAAAUAGCUUAUCAAAGGCUUUCAAUGCCAAGGAAGAACCCAGAGGAAGAAAAAUUAUUUAAAAGGGUUUGGAAUCCCAUCGUCCCUAGUAAAGUGGCCGCGUUUAACUGGAAAACAUUGCUGGACAGAAUCCCAACCAAGUUAAAUCUGAUCAAAAGGGGAGUUAUCAAAGAUAUGGCUGAAGGUAAUUGUGUCUUAUGCGAGGAAGAGACCGAAGAUGCUGACCACCUAUUCUUAAAAUGUAGAGUAGCUAGAAGAUUGUGGCAAGCAUGCGCAAACUGGUGGGGAACAAACUUUACACUUCACAGAUAUUGCUGGACAACAUUUCAACAUUUUGGGACAUGGACUACAAAACCACACAUUUCAAAAGGGUGGGACUGCAUAUGGAAUACAGUCUUGUGGACUAUAUGGAUGGCACGAAACGGAAAGGUUUUUCAUGAUUCAAAGGUAAACAAAAGUAAUCUUUUUGAGCUUAUUCAAUUGAGAUCUUUUGCUUGGGUUAAAGCAAGGAAAGCUAGGUGUUAUUUUAGUCUUUCGGAUUGGAUGAUUGAUCCUACUUCUUGUCUAUUAGUAAAUUGUAGACGAAAGUAGUAAUGAUUCGAAAGAUAGGAGUAACAUUGAAGGGCUGGCUUUUUGUAUUUGUAGUAAGGGUUUGAGUAUCCCUUGUACUCAGUUUUUUUCAUCAAUGAAUUAUCCAUUUGCUG